Antrostomus carolinensis (chuck-will's-widow) is the source of this 1587-nucleotide messenger RNA. It is a transcript of the gene SKA3, whose product is annotated as spindle and kinetochore associated complex subunit 3. NCBI's taxonomy places the organism in Eukaryota, Metazoa, Chordata, Aves, Caprimulgiformes, Caprimulgidae. Gene Ontology annotation, cellular component: kinetochore; spindle microtubule; outer kinetochore. The transcript is spliced from 9 exons. The record is from RefSeq and is a predicted model, not a curated record. Gene Ontology annotation, biological process: mitotic cell cycle; chromosome segregation. Bases 1 to 1587 code for a protein of 528 amino acids.
AUGCUAAAAUACCAAUGCCCCUUUUUUCUUUCCAAUCCCUUUCAUGUGAACGUGCAUAUCAAAGACUAUGAAGAUGAAUCUCCAGUAAGAGUCUUACAUGACCUCUAUUGUGAAAUCAGGACUCUGAAGGAAGAUGUUAAUGCCAGUCUUGGUAAGAGUUGCUCUGAAACACAAGCAAUUCAUGAGUUUAUGAAGGCAAGUGAAAUAUUGAUGCAAAGAAAUGCAGCAGAUCUUCGAAAAAUAAGAGAGCUGUUCCAGAAAUAUGGCUACAAACCACAUGUCAAAGAUUCUACAGAGGCAGAGGAAGAAGUUAACAGUGAUUCAACAGUGUCUGUCCAGGAUAAAUCCGAAGAAAAAGCAGAUGAUGUACCUCAUCUUCCUGCUUGUACUGAGAAGCCUCUGGUGCCUGAAGACCCACUGCGUAACCCCCAGCUUUCUGAUUUUGGUCUUUCACGAUAUGCUUUCUCCAGGCCUUGGAGUGCAGUGAAAGAACAACGUGCAACAAAUGCUCAUCAAGAUAAUUCAAACAGGACUCCUCUAAAACCACAGACCCCCUCUAUCUUGCCCAAAACACCAAAAUGUAUGCUAAAGAUGGACGAUUAUGAGUGUGCAACACCAAAAUUUGAACACUUUGGAAUUAGUGAACAUACCAUGUGUAUGAAUGAAGAUUAUACAAUGUCACUUCUUCGUAAAACUGCUCAGGCAAGCAUGAAGGUGUUUAAAAAACAUGAUCAUGAAGUCAAUGUACCAGGAAUGACACCCAGGGAAAUCAUGGUUACUCCUGGGCCAAAACCAAAAGUGACAACUGAGAAUGCAGCAGCUGACUGGAUGGUUUCUCCUAUGGUCCUUGUGUUCUGUACUCCUGAUGUGAAAAUCCAUUCCAGGACAAAUAGCACAGUAUUACCACGGUCACCAGAGACAAAUGAACUGCCUUUUCCCAGUCAUACAGCAACGCCACAGGUCCCAGAUUUUGAAACAAGAUGGCUAAAAACAGAAGCUAAGGUACAGGUAAAGCAGGGGGAAAAGAUGGAGUCGGUGACAAAGAACGAUGCAACAGAUAAAAAGUUCACAGAAGAUAGCCUCUCUUUUACUGUGAGCUCUGAUGAGUACCUUAAACGUUUCAGAGACCCUUCUCCUCCCAAAAUAAAACAGUAUGACCAGUUACUCAAUACUCCUCCACCUCCAGAAAUAACAAGGAUACCAGAUGAUGUUCUACAGAUUCUGUCCAAGUAUAAUAAUAAAGUAGACUCUUCUAAACCCAAGGAAAUGGAGACUAAGGUAGGAAAUGCUAGAAGAUAUGAAGGUGAUUUCACUGAUUACUGCAACAAAGAGAACAGGUACACUGACAAUACACUGCUUGUGGUCAGCAGCCCAGGAGAUCGACGUAUGCAAGCCAGCCACCUCCACCCUGCAGGUUCGCUUGGCCAAGAAGCUGGUGGUCAGGGCCAGGACUCCCACACGUACUGCCAGAGCGCAGACUUGCUGCCCAACUUCUUCUCGGUCCAUCGAAACUGCGGGAAAGCGCAUCUCUGGGCACAGCGCCUGCCGGUGUAUUUUCACGAGGAAACACUUCUGCACGCUCCUUAG